This is a messenger RNA of Archocentrus centrarchus (flier cichlid), 715 nucleotides long. Its product is annotated as claudin-4-like. The transcript has 2 exons. Gene Ontology annotation, cellular component: membrane; bicellular tight junction. Lineage: Eukaryota; Metazoa; Chordata; Actinopteri; Cichliformes; Cichlidae. The record is from RefSeq and is a predicted model, not a curated record. The coding region runs from base 80 to 715 and encodes 211 amino acids. Gene Ontology annotation, molecular function: structural molecule activity.
GAGGAAGUCUGAGGAGUACUAAACUCCUCGGCCUUCUGGUAACUGGUAAACUAAAAGUCAAGUCAAGCAGAAGUUCCCCAUGGCUCUGCAGGAGCUCGGCAUCAGCCUGUCAAUGACAGGCGUUGCUGGGACCAUCCUGAUCUGCGCUCUGCCCAUGUGGAAGGUGACAGCAUUCAUCGGCACUCAUCUGGUGGUGAUGCAGGUGUUCUGGGAGGGUUUGUGGAUGACCUGUGUCAGUGAGUACACAGGUCAGAUGCAGUGUAAGCUCUACGAUGCCCUUUUGGACCUGUCGCCAGACCUGCAGGCAGCCCGUGGCCUUAUUUGCAUCAGCAUGGUGUUGGAAUGUCUGGCAUUCCUCAUCUUCCUCCUGGGGGCGCGCUGCACCAACUGCUUGGGCCACCCGCAAAUCAAGGCUAGGGUGGUGCUGAGCUCCGGGGCCAUCUUCUGCCUGGCAGCUCUCACCACCAUAGUUUCUGUUUCUUGGACAGCCAACUCCAUCAUCAGGGAUUUCCACAACCCUCGAGUCCCUGAGGUCCUGAAGAGAGAGCUCGGAGCAGCCAUAUACAUAGGCUUCGUGACAUCUGGGCUGUUGUUCUGUGGGGGGGGCAUUUUGUGCACAAGCUGUCCACCACACAGGCACAGGAUCCCCUCUAGUGGGUACCCACUGCCCAAGACACCCACACGCAGCAGUUAUGCCAUCAAGAACUAUGUGUGA